CUCAACUUAUAUAACAAAAUUUAUUGUGUAUUACAACUAUUUAUAUCGUCAGCGUUCAUACACACAUCGUUAUAAAUAUACAUUCUAAAUAUACGUCAGCUAGCGAGGCUGCGUCUACAUCAGUUGUUUGGCCAAAACAGUCGAGUGUAAAUUUUGAUGUAACACGAAAGUUUUCGUUUAUCUAUAUUUCCUAACGCGUUUUGUGUUUUGUAUGCGGUGCGGGAAAUAUGUAACAAUUUCGGAAGGUGCGAUCGACGACAGCCUUGUCUCACCAAACUUGGACACUGCGUGGUAGUCAUUACUCAAACAAUAAUUAUUUAACAUUUUAGUUUAGUUUGUUGAUAAAGUGUCGGGUGGUGCCAUGUCUCAAGGGACUCAGCUGAAACGCAGCCAAAAAACGGACUUCAACAACGCAGCUGCGGUCAUCAUGAGAGAGCGCAGCUUCGUACGGCCGAACCGCGACCCCCAAAAACGCCGAUCGCAGACCAUGGCCGCCAUAAAAGGCAAACCCACCAUGGAAAUCUACCGACCUCCAAACGUGCGCACGGACUUGCCCAACAUGCAAGGAAGACUCAACGUGCACGCGAAGGAAUUCACUAUGAAUCACGAGCUACAGAAUUCCAAGUCCAGCGGAAACGUAAAUUUAGCGAUGUACGAGCACAUGCAACCUCUGCAGCACUCGAAGUCGAGCGGAAACAUCCUGCGGCACCAUCCAGGACUGAUACCCAUCCUGCCGAUCCAGCUGAUGCAUUCCGCCUCGUCCAGCCAAAUUUUGGGCCACUUACCGCGACCGGGCUUCCAAUACCCGCCGGAACUACUGGGCCAUCCGGUUUUCACCGGACACAACCAACCCAUCCACCACAACAACUGGAACAAUCACCACCAAACCACAAACUCCGCGCAAGCUUUGAAACGCUCGAAGAGUUUAAGUGCUGCCGACUCGCAAAACCUAACGAACAAGCUCAAAACAAUCGCGAAAGAGGACAUGGAUUACUCCAUCUUCGCCAAGGGCGACCAAGAGAACAUCAAGCAAGCCGUGGAAGACCCCAACCAACUACAAUCCCGCAUCCUAAUGGACAUGGUGAAAACGACCAUGGAGAAAGUCGUGGAAGGCAUCCGUUUCUGCGAACCGGUCGCCAAAAUGUGCAUCUGCAUCAUAGAGAGCGAGAAGAAUCAAACCUUCCUCGAAUCCUUGUUGAACAUGUGUCAACAAUGGUACCAGGAACGCGACAAAAUACUGCGCGGCGUCAAAGCAGGCGAGGGUACGCGCUUCACGGCUUUCAUGUGGUUUCUCACGGAGAUGUGCAGCCAACUGAAACGUCACCAACUCAAAGCCAACUUUGAAUCUCUACAACCGGAAUUGGUUCUGCUGUCGGUGCUAGCAAAGUGCUGCCAAGCCUGCGUGAGCCUGCCAAUCAAAUGCCUGCCGGAAACGGAAUGUUUAUUUUUCGUUCUCACCUCGAUCGGUCGCGAUCUGGAAACUGAACUUCCGCAACAGCUGGAGCAGCUUCUGGCAAGCGUUAGAGAUGGGUUUUUGGCGAGUGCAGGCGCGCCAGCUGUGAGACGCACUUUGCUGCAGCUUAUCGAGCUGCACGCCUCCAAUUGGCAGCUGCCAGGGUCUUCAGUGUUGUACUACUAUCCCAGAAUCAAGUAGUUUGGCUGAUGGGCUUUUCAGUUUAACAGGGUUGAUUAAACAAUGUUUUUUAUACGAAUUCUGUGUUUUUGAAGUUUUAUUCUCAAGAUUUAGGUUUAUAAUUUUUUAAGAUAUUAUAGAAAUAAGGCGACUGAAAAACUAGAAAAUAAAAAUAAAUUAUGUACUUUACUCUAUUUUUAGUAUCUACAAAAUGUUGAUAAGA
Messenger RNA from Brassicogethes aeneus, 1856 nucleotides. NCBI's taxonomy places the organism in Eukaryota, Metazoa, Arthropoda, Insecta, Coleoptera, Nitidulidae. The record is from the annotation of a GenBank genome assembly.